Symbiodinium natans is the source of this 1683-nucleotide messenger RNA. The record is from the annotation of a GenBank genome assembly. NCBI's taxonomy places the organism in Eukaryota, Dinophyceae, Suessiales, Symbiodiniaceae.
AUGGUUAAGCAGAUGAUCAUGGGCCAGGGCAAGACCACCGUGGUGUGUCCUCUGCUGGUACUCAUGCUGGCCGAUGGCAAGCAGCUGGUGGUCUUGGUUGUUCCGGGGGCCUUGCUGGACAUGUCUCGUCGCGUCUUGCGGGCCACCUUCGCCUCGGUUCUCACGAAGAAGGUGGGCACCUUUGAGUGCGAGAGAUCCUCGGCCUUCGAUCCGCACCUCUUGCGGAAGCUGGAGAAGGCCAAGACGUCGGGCGCUGCCGUGGUGACAGUGCCGACAUCUGUGAAGUCGCUGAUGUUGCGAAUGGUUGAGCUCAUGAUGAAGCUCCAGGCGAAGGGCAAGGAGGCCGACACUGCCGUGACAGAAACGCGAUCUCAGGUGCGGCAGCUCUCUCAGGCCCUGGCGCUCUUCCGACAAGGGGCCGUGCUGAUGGACGAGGUGGAUGUGGUGCUCCACCCGCUGAAGUCGGAGUUGAACUUCCCUUACGGCCCAAAGGAGCCGCUGGACGGAUCUUCCCCGCGAGCCUUCCGAUGGACGCUGCCCAUGCACCUCUUCGAAGCCUUCUUCUUGGCACAGGCCAUCCUAAAGGCUGGAGGCAAGAUUCCGGCAAACGCGGAGGCCCGUACUGAGGAGCAGGCUAGAACCGUUGCAGCGCUCGAGGUAAGGGCCACCUCGGUGCGCACGUGGGCGGAGAUUUCCGCCAUCGCGGCAGCUGCGUCGGACGACACCUGGCGGCCUUUGCCACGGCUCUUUCCCCAAGUGUCCUUCAGGAUGCUUCUUGAUGCCCUGGUCCCAGAUGUCGAUUCUCGGAGCCAUUUUGCCGUGAACAUCGGCGCGCGGGAUGGGAUCAUCCACGACCAGGUCUAUCCGCUCUUCAAGGAGGGCUACGGCGGCCUGGCCAUCGAAGCGGACGCUGCGUUCCAGGACAGGCUCGCCAGCAACCUGGCUGCUGUGAAUGGCAGCAACGCUAUUUUUGUUGUCAUGGAGGCAGCGCAGCCCCCCAGCAUCAACGCGCUGUUUCAGAAGUUCAGGGUACCUUUCGAUUUCGACUGUCUGAAGAUUGACAUCGAUAGUAUCGAUCUGCCGAUUUUGCAAAGCAUCCUGCUGAGUGGAUACUCUCCGAAGUUGAUCAUGAUCGAGAUGAACCCCGACAUCCCACCUCCGUUUCAAAUCUACCUGGAAUUUGACCCCCAAUGCGUAUGCGAUGAGGCGAAGGGAGCCUAUGGGGCAUCUGCCGAUGCCAUUUACCGUGAGGCAUCCCUGCGGGGAUACUCACUCAUUGCUUUCGAGUCCUUUGAUAAAGACAGCCCCCGCCCUCGCACCGAGCACAACAUGUGGUUUGUCCGCAACGACCUGCUGGGUCGAAACGCAGACAACCCACUUGUGAGUUGGCGUGGAAUGGUUCGCAUGUAUUGGGCGCAGAUGGCCCGGCUGGACUGCAUUCACGUCGGCGUCUUAACGCCCACUGCCCAAGACAUGUGUCCAAACCAUCAGAUCCGAGAGGUCUUUGUGGAGCUGGGAGGUCAGAACGCAAGUUGGCCAUUUGCAAGGAUGUCCUCCUAUGUGGCGCAACAGGAUCCGCUGAGCUCAAUGCAUCUCGCAUCCUUUUGGAGAUGGCAGUUUGAGCGUCACCUUUGCACGAAAGCCUGCAAGUUCUCAGCCGCAGUGGCUCGAGGCGACGGGUAA